UGACAGUUGACGCAUAUUUGACGUUUAUCGUUAGUUGUAGUAAAGUUUACAAAAACGUAAUCAUGCAAUGAAAUGUAUUUGUGUUAUUAUUUUAUUACACCAAACUAAUAACAAACUUGAAUUUUAUUAAAUAUUUUCAGAUAUUUUAGACUUGCUAUUCUUCGAUUUUGUAUUAUAAUGGGACGCAAAUGUAAUGUAGAAGGUUGCCAAUCUGAUUCGAAUAGGCCUAAAGAUGUUGGGGUCACUUUUCACAAAGUUCCACCCCACAGCGAUAUUAGACCGAAAUGGUUAUCUUUAUGUAGAAUACCAGAAGACAAGAAAUAUGUUAAAGUUAUAUAUGUUUGCUCCCGUCACUUUCUUCGUGCCGACUUUUGCAAUUUUAAAGGCAAAAAGUACAUGUUAAAACAGGGAGUUUUGCCAAGUGUAUUUCCUUGGGAUAAAUCGAAACUCGAAGCUAUUAAGGCUGAAGCAAAGAAGGAAAAACCGUUAGAAAUAAAAGAAGAACCAACAUCUCUCCAAAAUGAUACGCAGAUGGAUACCAGUAUUGAGAUGAAGGAAGAACCAACGGAAAAAAUUAAGCAAGAAGUAAUAGACAGUGAAAACCACCAAACAGAAUGUGAGAUCAAAAUUGAGCCAAAAGAAGAAAAAGAUAAAGAAGAGCAGUCUAAUUUAUCUUCAUCAGAUCGUGGUUCGUUAAGUUUUACAAUAAAUUCAAAAUUAGAAGCUCUAGAUUUUAAAAACGAAUGGUAUCCUGCUAAAAUAGUGGAAAUAGAUUACGAAGAAAAUGAAGUGUUGAUACACUUCGAAAACUUUUCAAGAAAAUAUGAUGAAUGGAUAUCUAUGAAUAGUUCGCGUUUAAGACCCUUGCUGGGAUGUACUUCCAAUAGUGAGGAGUCCAAUGAAAACAAGAAUAUUGAUUUGGUUGAAACCUUUGCUGUUGGCGAAAGAUGUCUAGCUGCAUGGAGUAUUUCUAGAAAAUAUCCUGCAACAAUCACAAACAUUUUGGAUAAUGACACUUAUGAAGUAUUAUUUGACGAUGGAUUUGUUAAAACAUUAAAAUCUAGUAGACUCACCAAAUCGCUUGGUGAACCUCUUUGUAAACCUCUUCAAUCUAGUCCUCUUUUUGACCCCAUAAAGAGCAGCAAACAAGAUAGAAGGGACAAGAAAAGGAAAAUAAAUGUAGCUGCUUUAUUCAGGAAAAGACCAAAACUAGAACAAACUGAAGACAAACCUAAGAGAGCUAGUGCAAGUGCAAAUACUAGUAAAUCAGAACAGGCAGUUGGUAGUCCUCAGAUUGAUACGAUAGCUCCAGGAUUGACACCUUCUGUUAUUGAUAUUGAAAAUUGGAAACCGAGUUGGUACAAAGGAAAACCUAUUGGAAUAGAAUCUACACUCCAAACUCAAGAUGGUCCCAAGGUUUCCUACAUUGUACCAGAUCCACGUCUUCCGUUUGGCUGGAAUAAACACCUCGUACGUCGCACAAAAGGUUGCGAUGCUGGGAAAUGGGAUACAAUCAUUGUCAGUCCGGAAAAUAAGAGAUUCAGGUCAAAAACUGAUGUACUAAAAUAUCUCGAAGAACAUGCCAACGAAGGCAUCAACGAAAAAAUGUUCGACUUUUCUCUUGUCUCGAAGAGAAAACGUAAAAACGCUGCAAUUGUCACCAAAGCGAAAUCACCUGAAAAGGAACAACCUCCGCCAUUGAUUCUACCUGAAGAACACAUCGAACCUGAAAAAGUAGAAAUCAAAGAAGAAGAUAACUCGAAUAGUCUUAAAAUUCUAUAUGAAGAUGAUGCUUUUAAAUGCCCAAUAGAGGGAUGCGGAAAAAUUUUCAGAAGAGAGAAUCUAGCUCAGAUGCAUGUCAAACAUUAUCAUCCCGAGUAUACUAAGUUCUUAGAUUCAACACCUAAUGUUGCUGACUUAGCGUACGCACGUACUGUGGGAGAAAAUUUGGAUAGAUCACCAGGACCUCAAAAACCACCACCACUGAAACCAGCUGUCAAAACUACACCGAAAACUCCCAAACAUUCGGCUUCUGGCAUAGAAGAAAUGCCCGAACUAAAACCCGUUACUAAACCCAAAACCAAAGAUUCGGAAAUUAUUAAAUUGCUAAAUACAAAACCGUAUAAUAAACAAGAUACGGAUGGUAUUCAAUCACCACCCGUAAUUGGAACGCCAACAAGCCCUUUUACAGGUAUAAAAUUAAAAGAUUUGCUAACUAGGACCGACGGUGUUCCUAAACGAGAUGAUUCAACUCCAAGAAGUAUUUACAAAACGAAGCCGGCUGGUAUAAAAACUCUUCUUCCGGGUCAUCGCCCUCCUGCAGAAUGUUCUUCAGGUGAUCAGCAAUUCGAAGAUUAUUAUCCAAAACAAUCAAACAAACGUAAACGAAGCCAUAUAGAGACUAAUGAAAUUGCUAAAGGUAGAGAAUCUGAUCAGCAAAAAACAACAAUAACUUCUACACCAAUUCCUUCUCUUCCACAUAAUUUACCUCCAUCUCCUCAUUUCCAACCUUCAUCAUCUGCAAUCACCCUAAAACCCGAAACACAACCACCUAUUCCCGAUAAAUCCCCUAAUAACAUUAUUAUUGAAGGAGGGGAAGUUAUAAAAAUAGUCAGAAUGAAGCAAGAAGAAAUCAUCAACUGUACCUGCGGAUUUAUGGAAGAAGAUGGAUUGAUGAUACAAUGCGAGCUCUGUCUGUGUUGGCAACACGCUUACUGUAAUAACAUAGAACGAGAAAAUCAAGUACCGGAAAAAUACGUUUGUUACAUUUGCCAGAAUCCAUUGCGGGAACGACAAUCUAGAAAGUACUAUCACGAUCAAGAUUGGCUGACGAAGGGCGUCUUACCAGUCGGUAGCUAUCAUACUCGGGAUGAUCAAGUAUUACACAAGAGAUUUGAUAAGAUGAAAAAAUGUCAUGAUAUAUCCGGAGGCUUGAUCGAAUUGGGUCAUUACCAACAUAAUUUGAAGAUUAAAAUGAAAAUUGCAGAAGCCAAAAAUCACCCAAAAUUGUAUUUAUGGUCGAAGGCAUGGCCUAAAUUACCUCUUCCAGAAAAAAUUAAACCAGACAUGGAAGAUGCCAAGCCGAAAAUUGAAAAUGAUGGUCCAGAUUUUCUUAAAAGCGACUUUGAUGAGGAAAAGGAAUCUCAAAAUGAGAACUCGAUGCUAAUGAUGAUCCUGAAAGCAGGUAAAAACGUGAUGCCGAAACUCGAUUUGAACACUUUAAUGGAAAACAACGGUCCCAUGAUUCCACAACCAGAAGCCGUCAUAGAUUCGGCUGAUUGUCGACUGAAUUUAUUGGAGCAUCUCAAUUAUCAACAUUUGCUGGUUAAAGAAAGAUUAGACGAUUUCGAAAAGCAAAUAGAUCACUUGGAGGCAAACUUGAACAUAGAGAAUGAAUAUGAAUAUCCUAAAACGAGAAAUACUAUGCAGAUGCUUAUGAGAGAUUUAGAAGUAUUGAAAGAGUUUAGUCAGUGUUCAGGUAUUUAGAAUUGAUGAAAAGGUAUUGUAAAUGUUAUGCUUAGUUGAUGAAAAUGUUUAAGUUCUGUUUGUAAUACUAUGUAAUGG
Molecule: messenger RNA, 3564 nt
Organism: Psylliodes chrysocephalus
Lineage: Eukaryota; Metazoa; Arthropoda; Insecta; Coleoptera; Chrysomelidae
Source: the annotation of a GenBank genome assembly